ACUGACGAUGUCGGCUUCUUCUGUAGCCCAGUCUCCACCGAGUACCUACUAGCAGCCGCAAAUUUCAACCUUGACCAGUCCGCAUUACUUGACAUUUGUAAGAAAGGUGUUGAUAGUAUCUUUGGAGGGCCUCGGGAGAAGGAGAGACUGUAUUCCUUAAUUGACAAGUUUGAAGAAGAGCUUCAAUAG
Messenger RNA from Trichophyton rubrum CBS 118892, 189 nucleotides. RefSeq lists its product as uncharacterized. NCBI's taxonomy places the organism in Eukaryota, Fungi, Ascomycota, Eurotiomycetes, Onygenales, Arthrodermataceae. The record is from RefSeq and is a predicted model, not a curated record. The transcript has a single exon. The annotation marks the transcript as partial.